CUCUCCCCACUCCGCCGCCCAAGCCUCAAGCAACGUGGUUAUUUAAGACCUUAACAACCUUCUCCAUCCUUAGACAGCAUUCACAUCCAUCCUCACAACCUGUUCACAAUGGGACUUUUCUCACACCAUCACCAUCAUAAUCCCCCUCCUCCUCCCGGUCCCCAGGGGCCCCCUCCAGGCCCCGGGCCCUGGGACCGUCCUGGUGGCCCACCACCACCACCUGGCCCUCCCGGCCCUCACGGCCCUCCUCAUGAUCCCAGAGACCCCUGGGCCCGUCCUCCUCCUCCCGGCCCUCCUGGCCCUCAUGGUCCUCCUCCUGAUCAAAGAGACCCCUGGGGUCGUCCCGCUGGUCCUCCCGGCCCUCCUCCUCCUCCGGGACCGAGAGAUCCCUGGGACCGUCCUGGCGGCCCUCCUGGCCCUCCUCCCCCGCCAGGCCCUCCUCCCCCUCCUCCGGGUCCUAGGGAUCCCUGGGAUCGCCCUGGUGGCCCUCAUGGUGGCCCCCCUCCUCCUGGCCCCCCGGGGCCUUGGGACCGUCCUGGUCCUCCUGGUCCUCCUCCCCCUCCGGGACCCCCUGAGUACCGCCGGUGGUAGACUAUCAAAGGUGUCGGUUUGCUAGGAAGUGAUAGCUUUUUUUUCUACCUGUAUAUAUGAUGUUGUGUUUUGGUUGAGAGUUGUAUAUGAUUCCCAUUUGCAUUUAUUCUAUAUUCGUCGUUAGCAUGGUUCUUGCACAACAUCAAAAUCCAG
Aspergillus piperis CBS 112811 is the source of this 744-nucleotide messenger RNA. RefSeq lists its product as uncharacterized. The transcript has 2 exons. NCBI's taxonomy places the organism in Eukaryota, Fungi, Ascomycota, Eurotiomycetes, Eurotiales, Aspergillaceae. Bases 109 to 591 code for a protein of 160 amino acids. The record is from RefSeq and is a predicted model, not a curated record.